CCAACCCGGAAGUGAGGAAUCGGCAGCGCCGUUUGUAAACACGGUGCACGGUGGGCGCUCAGCAUGGUUCGCUGUUUCCUGAUCCACACCGUCUGCCCGGUCGCUGCGCUCGGCCCCGGGGAGAGCCGGGUGCUUUACUCCCGGGUCUUCGGUCCCGACGAGGGUCUCGGGUCCGACCGGAACCGGGAGCUGAGCCCCGAGGAGAGGCGAGUCCUGCAGAAGGAGAAGAUCAUGGUGGUGGCGAGGCAGGUCCGCGGCGCCGCCUCUCUGUCUCGGGAGGCUUCGGGUCGCCCGCCGGUGGAGGCGGUGCCCGGCGAGGAGGCGCUCGCCCUGCAGGAGGCCGACGGCGGAGCGGUGCGCCUGAGGGCCGGGGACCCCUUCCCCGAGGAGACGAGCGCCCUGUGGCUGGCCGUGCAGAGCCUGGGCUUCACGCUGGUCUGCGAGCCCCACGAGAACCUCCUGCUGGCCGAGGGGACCCUGCGGAACCUGACCCGGCACUGCCUGGAGACUCUGCACAUGCUGGGGCCGGGCAGCGAGGUCCUGCUGAGGAGCCACCGCGUGGACGCUCUGCUCAGCCGCCUGCUUCCUCACGAGCAGCUCCUCUUCCUCAACCACCGCUUCGCCCACAGCCUGGAGAAGAAAGCGGCGGCCUACGCGGCCAAGUGAGGCCGCGCGGUUUCGAGCCCGAGGGGGCCGCCGUUUUUUCCCCCGGUCGAGGUGGUCGGACACACCGAGGGCCGUCCGGUGUGUCCGAGGCCUCCGGUCAAUCCCGUUUGUCAAAUCGGAGAGAUGUGUGCAGCUGAAGAACCUCGUUGAACCUGCCCGUCGACAUCAGAGACUUGACAAUGUCGCAGUGUGACCUUGAGGAACCAGCCUGCAGCCCUUUGUCGGUAUUUCUGUGACCAAAAAGGGGCUUCGUCGCUUCACUGCGACGUCAAAACAACUUUUAUUCCUGAGAAAUGAGAGGAAACAUCCGCUUGUUUUCGUUGGGUGCAAAGUUAGUAAAGAAAAGGCGAAGCUCUUAAUGUCACCGUCGUUUAGACGCAGACUCCGCUGCUCCUCCUUCAGCCGCCGUGGAAACUUACCUCCGUGUUCUUCAGCUUGAAGCUAAAAUCACGAAAAAAAAAAUCUGUCUGCAAUCCAACAUCAACUCCUUUGAUCUUCUACUUUUUUUUGUGUUAAAAGAUAAAUAAAAAAAAAAUAGUUUUAAGCACCA
Gasterosteus aculeatus aculeatus (three-spined stickleback) is the source of this 1216-nucleotide messenger RNA. It is a transcript of the gene ap5s1, whose product is annotated as adaptor related protein complex 5 subunit sigma 1. Lineage: Eukaryota; Metazoa; Chordata; Actinopteri; Perciformes; Gasterosteidae. The record is from RefSeq and is a predicted model, not a curated record. Gene Ontology annotation, biological process: double-strand break repair via homologous recombination; endosomal transport. Gene Ontology annotation, cellular component: AP-type membrane coat adaptor complex; late endosome; cytosol.